Zygosaccharomyces rouxii is the source of this 5502-nucleotide messenger RNA. It is a transcript of the gene UBR2, whose product is annotated as putative ubiquitin-protein ligase UBR2. Lineage: Eukaryota; Fungi; Ascomycota; Saccharomycetes; Saccharomycetales; Saccharomycetaceae. Gene Ontology annotation, biological process: protein ubiquitination; ubiquitin-dependent protein catabolic process via the N-end rule pathway. Gene Ontology annotation, cellular component: ubiquitin ligase complex; cytoplasm. The record is from RefSeq and is a predicted model, not a curated record. The coding region runs from base 1 to 5502 and encodes 1833 amino acids. The transcript has a single exon. Gene Ontology annotation, molecular function: ubiquitin protein ligase activity; zinc ion binding.
AUGAAUUACGAAAUAACUAAUGUUAGAGACUUCCUGGUACAUCUUCCGAGAUUGGCGAGCUACGACUACAAUGAGGUGGUGAGCUAUCUCGUUUUCAAGACUCUUAACCUUUUGUUUAAAUGCCCAGCAGAAAAUAUAGAUUGGAGUUCAUUGGUGGCGAUAUUUGAAUCUGAAAAUUGGAGGGAUGGGACCUAUAAACGUAUAAUACAAGAUGUGGAUUGGAAAUCACAAAUCUUCCCUAGUACUACAAAUGCUAACCACAAAGGUUGUAUGUGUUCGAGAAUUUGUUACCCCACGGAGACAGUUUACUACUGUUUUACGUGUACUACAAAUCCACUUUAUGAGAUAUGUGAAAGUUGUUUUGAUGAGUCGAAGCAUGUGGGCCAUUCUUUUACCGCUAAAAUAGUUGUAAGACCUGAAGGACGUGUUUGCCACUGUGGAGAUCCUCAUGUUUUCAAAGAACCUCAAUUUGCACUCCUUUGUAAAAAUGCUGAGAAUAACGGUCCUAGAAAUCCACCCAAUGGUUAUAAUGAAUUAGCACUGGAAAUUAUUAGUGCGGUAUUGGAUUAUUUGAUAGAUGUAACGAUUUAUUUCGAAGAACAGAAUGAAAGUUGUCGUUCAACAGAUUCCAUUAAACAGAUUGGAAAUGGGUUAAGUACACAUCGGGAUCAUACAGUUUUAAAGGAUUCAAGGGACCAGACAGAUGAACCUUAUCCUAUAGAUAUGAUAUGGACUUUACAAAUUGAUGAAGAAGAUUGUCAAAUGCAUUACAUGGAUCUCACUGCAAAGAUAGCUCGCAUAUUAAACAAACCAACGGAGUAUGCCAUUUCCAUGACAAACAUGCUUGAAAAUGGAGCACAGUCAGUAACGGUACUUAAAUCUAAUGACAGGAGUAAAUUAGAACAAAUAUCCUUACAAUUUCAGAAUGAGGGCGCUAAAAACCACAUUAGACGGAUCAAUGAAACUUUCAAGCGGGACUUGAUCGAAGAUUUGAUUGAAUGGCUUUGCACGAUCUUUAGUGAUGAAUCGGUUAGUUUAGAGACCAGAGCAUCUCUUAGAUUGUGCAUGUUAGACAAAUGGAAUUCAGGACUAUUAUCUACGAAAUUGACAUCUGAUCGAUUAAGUGCCUUUGUAUCCAAGAUAAAUCUAUUAGGCGGGUUUCUGGUAUCAUAUGAACAGCGUGACAGUUUCCCGUGGUUUAAACCUUGGAAUUUCGACUUCGAUGUACAAGAUGAUAGACUCUCUAGUGUCAUGUCUGACUACGAUAACAGAUUAAAGAGUACAGAUAUCCCCGAUAGUAUAACUAGAUUUCAUGCAUUCCACGGGUCCAGAUUUCAGUAUAUUUUGACAGAGUUCCCAAAUUUUUCGUCAAGAAUCUCUAGACAUAGAAUCCUAAAGAUAUUGUGUGCAAUGUUUACCAUUACAGAUGACGCUAGGCGAUGUUUAGCUGCACAGUAUCUGGACGUAUAUCUGGCUGUGCUCUACAGCGCUGUUGCAUCGGACCCUACAGGUUUUAAGGUCUCCAUGAUGGGAAUUUUUUCCCAAUACACUUUACAAGAUCCAGAAAUAGCAAAUAUAGCUAUUAGAUCCGGUUUCGUUCAAAGAACCUUAAGGUUUGCAUUUACUUUGAUGGCUUUCAAUCCAGAAGAUUUGGUCGCAUAUUUACCGAUACCACUUUAUUAUGGUUGCAAACUGCCCAUUGAAACGAUUAGGAAUAGAAGAACCAUAAUAUGUUUUAAAGAUAUUUGCAUCCUGAUGUCUACAAAUACCAUACCCCAAGAAUUAAUGGAGGAUGAAGGAAUUUUAAACGCCAUUGUCGAAUCGUUUUCAGAGUUUAACAAUAUUCUUCCACUGAAGAGGGAGACUUCCGAACAUGUCGAAUUUGAAAACUUCGAUUUUUCAUCUUACUAUUUUUUCUUUUCAUCAAUUUUAAUUAUGACCGAUGGAUAUGUGCGCAGCAUCUCUCUUUUAUUAGAUCCUGGAUCCCGUAAACGUACUGUCUACAAGUUGGUUAACAUCGCUAUGGAAAAAGAAUUCAAACUAUUGGGCCACUUUAAGAGGUACUCUCCCUAUAGUUCAUCCCCCAAAGCUUUUAUCGACAAAAAACUCAAGAAUCCAGGGUUGCGUAAGGUUCAAGAAAAUAUCUGUGGUCACACUACUGAUGUGGUCAAUUUUCAAGUGGGAGUUGAUACUCAAAAUUUUUUCAAUCCAAUGUCGUACCUUUUCAAAUUUGUGCUUCAAUGGAGUCAAUGUGGUAGAUACGCGCCACUGCCGAAUGGGUUGAAAGAUUGUAUUGAUUUUCAAGACUUGUUUCAAGAUAAGAGGAAAGCACUGGAUAUGUCAGAAGCUUCAUUGUCUACAUUAGUUCUAUUGGGUCAGAUAAAUGUUGGCUUUUGGGUAAGGAAUGGUACGCCUAUUACACACCAAGCUCGCAUGUACACCAGAUAUAGUAUGCGCGAAUUCACCUAUAUGAGUGAUAUCUUUAAUGUGCAAUUUAGUAUGGUAUUAUCGGACCCGAACGAUUUCUUCGUGACAUUUUUAUCACGGUGGGGGCUCAAACAUUGGGCCAAUGGGUUUCCAAUGGGUGACUUCCCUGAUUCUGAAACUACCGUUGCUAUGGUCAAUCAGUGCUUUUUACUCUUGAUCCAAUUAUUUACAGAAAUCAAGUCCUUAACAAUGGUCUCUUCAAUAGACGGAUUUGAGAAAACUCUGAAAGCAGAGAUUAUACAUGCAUUAUGCUACAAAAAUUGCACUUAUUCGCAAAUUAUGAGUAAUAUACCUGAACACAUCACAAAACAUGCAGCUUUUGACCUAUAUUUGGCAAAAUACACCAACUAUACACCUCCAUCGGGAUUGAUGGAUUGUGGGAUAUACACAUUAAAACCAGAAUUUCGCAUUGAAAUUGAUCCAUUUUUUAUCGGUAUGUCAUCCAGCAAGAGAUACGAGGCCGAAAAGUGCAUUAGAUUAUCAAUGGCUACCAAGUAUAAGAUAAAUUACGACGACACCUUUGUCCCGCCAAGAAAAGUAAUCGACUUCCUAAAAAAUACACCAUACUUCAGGCUCUAUGCAAUCUCAUCGGCAGAAACUUUUGGUCUUUUCCUUAAAAAUUCCUUAGAUCAUAUCAACAAAUUCGAAUACGAAAGUCUUUUGCCCGCUGUGGUCCACGUAAUCCAUCUCUGCGUUGUUAACAACUUGAAUGAGUUUAUGAAGAUUUUCUGGCACGAGUAUACUUCAAUGGAGGCCGCUGAUUGUUACUAUCAGAGUGUUGGUUCUAUAUUGUACAGCUUUCUGUUAAAGGAUCACUUCUCAUCUGUUCAUGGGGCUAUUAGGGAAAUUUUCAGAUAUUUGGCAGAAACUGCCCCUCAUGUUGAUGCAACUAGUUACUUACAAGAACAAACGCACCCAUUCAUUGCAGAUGUACUUUGGUCUUCGAAUACUAUAAAAAAUAGUAAAGAUGAGGAAUUCGAGAGAAAGAAAAAAAUGGCCAGGAUUAGAAAAGAGAAAGUUAUCAGAAGGCUCAACAAACAACAGAUGCAGUUCAUUGAAAACAACAGUAUCCCUACAACUGACGAUGAAGAGUUCAAGGAAUCCUCGGUGGAAUCUAUUCCCGGUGAAACGAUUGGCUGGGAAUUCCCGGAAGAUUCUUGCGUUUUUUGCAAGAUGCCCGGUGAAGAUGACGUAUUUGUCUACUUUUCAUAUCAGGAGAGUAAUAUUUGUGACCAUAAUCUAGACUUCCGCAGAGUUAAAGACGUUACCGAUGCAAUCUCACAUCCGGAAGUAGGUGGAAAUUUUGCCGCCGAGGAAAAGAAAUAUCAUCCUAGUAGUCUUGAAAAUUUCACGGCAACUCCACAAAUGAAAUUAACAGCCCAGGGUGCUGUAAUGAAAACAUGUGGUCACGGUUCGCAUAUAUCAUGCUUAGGAAAUCACAUGAAAUCAAUCAGGGCCGCUCACAACCAAACUACUAAAAAUGUUCCAGUUGCCUAUGGAUUCGGGCUGUUAUAUUGCCCACUCUGUAAUGGGCUAUGUAACUCUUUUUUGCCCAAAAUCAUAGGAUCGAAUUGCAGGAUUGCUAAGAACUUUUUUGAAAAUAAUCUUCGAUAUUCUGCGGGGGAAGUCCCAAAUCUUCUGUUAUCAACAAGCUUGAAGGCUGCAAGGAUUUGCGAGGAUUUAACUGAGGAUUUGCUUGCGAGCAAAAGAAAACCUUUCGAGGUCAUCAACCAGAUUUUUGUCAACACAAUUUUGAAUACCGAAUUAUCUUUGAGAUCUCUCCCGGCGGAUAAUGCAAUUCACGAAAUGCCAAAUCAAAGAUUAUUAACUCUAAGACUUAUGUCUGAACUUAAAAGUAUACUUUUCAAGAAUCGCCCCAGUGAUACGGAAUUAGUUCAAGUCGUGAAACCCUCCAAUCUAUUUGAGCUCGAUGAAAAGAAAAAUGAAUUGCUUCUUCUAGCAAGCGAAAUAAUUGAGUCUUUAGAACAAAAUGAAUACUCCCAAUCUACUAUGACUCCAUUAUCGCAUUUGAAAGAACUAAUCAAAACCAAGAUAUGGCGGGAUUGCGUCUCUCUUUCCAAAGAGUUGCUCAAAGUCAGUUUCUACCAAAACUAUACAGGAACUACUCCAUGGGAUGUCCCCAUCAAAUCUGAUGAGCACUCUGAAGUCGAAGCGACCAUGCUUGUUGAGGUCCUUAAAGCUCAGUUAUUUUGUUUAAAUCCAUUGAUAACAAGUUCUCAUUUGAAUGGGCUGAAUCUAAUCAAGUCCCAUUUGCAUCAAUUAAUUGCUGGAUCGUUUCAAAUAUUCUUAAGAAGACUUUGCAUGAUUUUCUACUCGCGCUAUGCUGUUGAAAUGGAGUAUGCUCGAGAAGUUGAUUUCUCUAGGGAACUUGACUUCCUUUUAAAAUACCUACAACUUCCUCCGUUGGCUAGUAUUAUUCAAGAAUUUUGUGAACAUGACGCUGAACAAUGCUUAGAAAGUUUCAAGGAAACUCUACAGGGAGAUAUAACAUCCAAUGUCAUCGAAAAUUUUGCAUUCACUUCUCCUAGAACUGCGAAACUGAUCGAAUUGCCAAUUUCACUCUCACAUUUUGCUCUUGCAGAAGGGAACCAAGUAACGCAAAGGGCAGAACGGGAUGAUAUUUCAAUUUGUCUCUUUUGUGGUAAAGCUUGUCACAUUCAAAGAUCGGUAGCAUUACAUGGAUACGUCCAAGGUGAAUGUACUAAUCAUGUUCGGAACGAGUGUAAAAUAGUAUCCACUUACGGAGUUUUUCUCAUGAUGAAAAGUAAUGCCAUUUAUCUAUCCUAUGGACACAGAGGUUGUUUCUAUCCAACUCCAUACCUUCAUAAACACGGUGAGCCAGACGCGGAUUUCAAAUUUAAUAAUCCAGUUUUCUUGCAUUCCAAAAGAUAUGAACACCUCAUGAAUGGCAUAAUACUGGGUAAUAUGAUCCCCCACAUUGUCUUCAGAUUAACGGAUGGAAACUCUGAUUUGGGAGGCUGGGAAACCAUGUAG